AUGUACACAUGCAAAUGGGACGAACGGGGCAGAACCACGGCAUCGACUCACGGUGGAGGAGAGGACAGCACCUCAGAGCAUCGACUCACGGUGGAGGAGAGGACAGCACCUCAGAGCAUCGACUCACGGUGGAGGAGAGGACAGCACCUCAGAGCAUCGACUCACGGUGGAGGAGAGGACAGCACCUCAGAGCAUCGACUCACGGUGGAGGAGAGGACAGCACCUCAGAGCAUCGACUCACGGUGGAGGAGAGGACAGCACCUCAGAGCAUCGACUCACGGUGGAGGAGAGGACAGCACCUCAGAGCAUCGACUCACGGUGGAGGAGAGGACAGCACCUCAGAGCAUCGACUCACGGUGGAGGAGAGGACAGCACCUCAGAGCAUCGACUCACGGUGGAGGAGAGGACAGCACCUCAGAGCAUCGACUCACGGUGGAGGAGAGGACAGCACCUCAGAGCAUCGACUCACGGUGGAGGAGAGGACAGCACCUCAGAGCAUCGACUCACGGUGGAGGAGAGGACAGCACCUCAGAGCAUCGACUCACGGUGGAGGAGAGGACAGCACCUCAGAGCAUCGACUCACGGUGGAGGAGAGGACAGCACCUCAGAGCAUCGACUCACGGUGGAGGAGAGGACAGCACCUCAGAGCAUCGACUCACGGUGGAGGAGAGGACAGCACCUCAGAGCAUCGACUCACGGUGGAGGAGAGGACAGCACCUCAGAGCAUCGACUCACGGUGGAGGAGAGGACAGCACCUCAGAGCAUCGACUCACGGUGGAGGAGAGGACAGCACCUCAGAGCAUCGACUCACGGUGGAGGAGAGGACAGCACCUCAGAGCAUCGACUCACGGUGGAGGAGAGGACAGCACCUCAGAGCAUCGACUCACGGUGGAGGAGAGGACAGCACCUCAGAGCAUCGACUCACGGUGGAGGAGAGGACAGCACCUCAGAGCAUCGACUCACGGUGGAGGAGAGGACAGCACCUCAGAGCAUCGACUCACGGUGGAGGAGAGGACAGCACCUCAGAGCAUCGACUCACGGUGGAGGAGAGGACAGCACCUCAGAGCAUCGACUCACGGUGGAGGAGAGGACAGCACCUCAGAGCAUCGACUCACGGUGGAGGAGAGGACAGCACCUCAGAGCAUCGACUCACGGUGGAGGAGAGGACAGCACCUCAGAGCAUCGACUCACGGUGGAGGAGAGGACAGCACCUCAGAGCAUCGACUCACGGUGGAGGAGAGGACAGCACCUCAGAGCAUCGACUCACGGUGGAGGAGAGGACAGCACCUCAGAGCAUCGACUCACGGUGGAGGAGAGGACAGCACCUCAGAGCAUCGACUCACGGUGGAGGAGAGGACAGCACCUCAGAGCAUCGACUCACGGUGGAGGAGAGGACAGCACCUCAGAGCAUCGACUCACGGUGGAGGAGAGGACAGCACCUCAGAGCAUCGACUCACGGUGGAGGAGAGGACAGCACCUCAGAGCAUCGACUCACGGUGGAGGAGAGGACAGCACCUCAGAGCAUCGACUCACGGUGGAGGAGAGGACAGCACCUCAGAGCAUCGACUCACGGUGGAGGAGAGGACAGCACCUCAGAGCAUCGACUCACGGUGGAGGAGAGGACAGCACCUCAGAGCAUCGACUCACGGUGGAGGAGAGGACAGCACCUCAGAGCAUCGACUCACGGUGGAGGAGAGGACAGCACCUCAGAGCAUCGACUCACGGUGGAGGAGAGGACAGCACCUCAGAGCAUCGACUCACGGUGGAGGAGAGGACAGCACCUCAGAGCAUCGACUCACGGUGGAGGAGAGGACAGCACCUCAGAGCAUCGACUCACGGUGGAGGAGAGGACAGCACCUCAGAGCAUCGACUCACGGUGGAGGAGAGGACAGCACCUCAGAGCAUCGACUCACGGUGGAGGAGAGGACAGCACCUCAGAGCAUCGACUCACGGUGGAGGAGAGGACAGCACCUCAGAGCAUCGACUCACGGUGGAGGAGAGGACAGCACCUCAGAGCAUCGACUCACGGUGGAGGAGAGGACAGCACCUCAGAGCAUCGACUCACGGUGGAGGAGAGGACAGCACCUCAGAGCAUCGACUCACGGUGGAGGAGAGGACAGCACCUCAGAGCAUCGACUCACGGUGGAGGAGAGGACAGCACCUCAGAGCAUCGACUCACGGUGGAGGAGAGGACAGCACCUCAGAGCAUCGACUCACGGUGGAGGAGAGGACAGCACCUCAGAGCAUCGACUCACGGUGGAGGAGAGGACAGCACCUCAGAGCAUCGACUCACGGUGGAGGAGAGGACAGCACCUCAGAGCAUCGACUCACGGUGGAGGAGAGGACAGCACCUCAGAGCAUCGACUCACGGUGGAGGAGAGGACAGCACCUCAGAGCAUCGACUCACGGUGGAGGAGAGGACAGCACCUCAGAGCAUCGACUCACGGUGGAGGAGAGGACAGCACCUCAGAGCAUCGACUCACGGUGGAGGAGAGGACAGCACCUCAGAGCAUCGACUCACGGUGGAGGAGAGGACAGCACCUCAGAGCAUCGACUCACGGUGGAGGAGAGGACAGCACCUCAGAGCAUCGACUCACGGUGGAGGAGAGGACAGCACCUCAGAGCAUCGACUCACGGUGGAGGAGAGGACAGCACCUCAGAGCAUCGACUCACGGUGGAGGAGAGGACAGCACCUCAGAGCAUCGACUCACGGUGGAGGAGAGGACAGCACCUCAGAGCAUCGACUCACGGUGGAGGAGAGGACAGCACCUCAGAGCAUCGACUCACGGUGGAGGAGAGGACAGCACCUCAGAGCAUCGACUCACGGUGGAGGAGAGGACAGCACCUCAGAGCAUCGACUCACGGUGGAGGAGAGGACAGCACCUCAGAGCAUCGACUCACGGUGGAGGAGAGGACAGCACCUCAGAGCAUCGACUCACGGUGGAGGAGAGGACAGCACCUCAGAGCAUCGACUCACGGUGGAGGAGAGGACAGCACCUCAGAGCAUCGACUCACGGUGGAGGAGAGGACAGCACCUCAGAGCAUCGACUCACGGUGGAGGAGAGGACAGCACCUCAGAGCAUCGACUCACGGUGGAGGAGAGGACAGCACCUCAGAGCAUCGACUCACGGUGGAGGAGAGGACAGCACCUCAGAGCAUCGACUCACGGUGGAGGAGAGGACAGCACCUCAGAGCAUCGACUCACGGUGGAGGAGAGGACAGCACCUCAGAGCAUCGACUCACGGUGGAGGAGAGGACAGCACCUCAGAGCAUCGACUCACGGUGGAGGAGAGGACAGCACCUCAGAGCAUCGACUCACGGUGGAGGAGAGGACAGCACCUCAGAGCAUCGACUCACGGUGGAGGAGAGGACAGCACCUCAGAGCAUCGACUCACGGUGGAGGAGAGGACAGCACCUCAGAGCAUCGACUCACGGUGGAGGAGAGGACAGCACCUCAGAGCAUCGACUCACGGUGGAGGAGAGGACAGCACCUCAGAGCAUCGACUCACGGUGGAGGAGAGGACAGCACCUCAGAGCAUCGACUCACGGUGGAGGAGAGGACAGCACCUCAGAGCAUCGACUCACGGUGGAGGAGAGGACAGCACCUCAGAGCAUCGACUCACGGUGGAGGAGAGGACAGCACCUCAGAGCAUCGACUCACGGUGGAGGAGAGGACAGCACCUCAGAGCAUCGACUCACGGUGGAGGAGAGGACAGCACCUCAGAGCAUCGACUCACGGUGGAGGAGAGGACAGCACCUCAGAGCAUCGACUCACGGUGGAGGAGAGGACAGCACCUCAGAGCAUCGACUCACGGUGGAGGAGAGGACAGCACCUCAGAGCAUCGACUCACGGUGGAGGAGAGGACAGCACCUCAGAGCAUCGACUCACGGUGGAGGAGAGGACAGCACCUCAGAGCAUCGACUCACGGUGGAGGAGAGGACAGCACCUCAGAGCAUCGACUCACGGUGGAGGAGAGGACAGCACCUCAGAGCAUCGACUCACGGUGGAGGAGAGGACAGCACCUCAGAGCAUCGACUCACGGUGGAGGAGAGGACAGCACCUCAGAGCAUCGACUCACGGUGGAGGAGAGGACAGCACCUCAGAGCAUCGACUCACGGUGGAGGAGAGGACAGCACCUCAGAGCAUCGACUCACGGUGGAGGAGAGGACAGCACCUCAGAGCAUCGACUCACGGUGGAGGAGAGGACAGCACCUCAGAGCAUCGACUCACGGUGGAGGAGAGGACAGCACCUCAGAGCAUCGACUCACGGUGGAGGAGAGGACAGCACCUCAGAGCAUCGACUCACGGUGGAGGAGAGGACAGCACCUCAGAGCAUCGACUCACGGUGGAGGAGAGGACAGCACCUCAGAGCAUCGACUCACGGUGGAGGAGAGGACAGCACCUCAGAGCAUCGACUCACGGUGGAGGAGAGGACAGCACCUCAGAGCAUCGACUCACGGUGGAGGAGAGGACAGCACCUCAGAGCAUCGACUCACGGUGGAGGAGAGGACAGCACCUCAGAGCAUCGACUCACGGUGGAGGAGAGGACAGCACCUCAGAGCAUCGACUCACGGUGGAGGAGAGGACAGCACCUCAGAGCAUCGACUCACGGUGGAGGAGAGGACAGCACCUCAGAGCAUCGACUCACGGUGGAGGAGAGGACAGCACCUCAGAGCAUCGACUCACGGUGGAGGAGAGGACAGCACCUCAGAGCAUCGACUCACGGUGGAGGAGAGGACAGCACCUCAGAGCAUCGACUCACGGUGGAGGAGAGGACAGCACCUCAGAGCAUCGACUCACGGUGGAGGAGAGGACAGCACCUCAGAGCAUCGACUCACGGUGGAGGAGAGGACAGCACCUCAGAGCAUCGACUCACGGUGGAGGAGAGGACAGCACCUCAGAGCAUCGACUCACGGUGGAGGAGAGGACAGCACCUCAGAGCAUCGACUCACGGUGGAGGAGAGGACAGCACCUCAGAGCAUCGACUCACGGUGGAGGAGAGGACAGCACCUCAGAGCAUCGACUCACGGUGGAGGAGAGGACAGCACCUCAGAGCAUCGACUCACGGUGGAGGAGAGGACAGCACCUCAGAGCAUCGACUCACGGUGGAGGAGAGGACAGCACCUCAGAGCAUCGACUCACGGUGGAGGAGAGGACAGCACCUCAGAGCAUCGACUCACGCUGAGCGGAAUAUGCUGGUGGAAGCACAGCAGCAGGUGGCGGAGGAUGAUGUGCCGGAUGGGGCCGGGUUUUGA
Closterium sp. NIES-65 is the source of this 5256-nucleotide messenger RNA. Lineage: Eukaryota; Viridiplantae; Streptophyta; Zygnematophyceae; Desmidiales; Closteriaceae. The record is from the annotation of a GenBank genome assembly.